CAUUACGUCAACCAGCGUGAGGAAAACUCACAUGGUAGCUGACUGGAAGUAGACAGGACCUCUAAAACUGGGGAGUACAGAGAAAAAAAAUGUCUGCAGCUAAAGUGAAGAUGCGUGAGAAGAAGAUGAGGAACCAGCCCGCCAGCGUCCAGUACUCCGCUUCUCCCCGUCACGAGGAGAGCAGCGCGCAGAAAAACGGGGGGGCCGCUCCGUUCACCGGAGGAGGAGGAGGAGGAGGAGGAGAUGCUGGUGGUGGUAGGAGUGGUCCAUUUGGUGUCCAUCCUAAUACAGAAAGGUCAAAGAGCCCUCAACCACGGGGCGGAUGGGUCCGAGGACACCACAAAGAUGGUGGAGGCUAUGCCAAGGAGAUGCCCAACCAAAUCACUGCUGGAGCGUUUGCCACGGCCAGGGCGUCGGAGGUGAGGACGAUGCUGAAAGCCGCCACCAAGACGACGGGCAGCAGCCAUGUCUUUGGAGCGCUGCCCAAACACAUGAGGAGGCGGGCCAUGAGCCACAACACCAAGCGGCUCCCGUGCCGGCUGAGAGACGUGGCCAACAGAAUGCGAGCGAAGAGCCUCCAGGCCGACCCCUCGAAGAAGAAGAAGCAAGUGUCGAAGUGCAGGAGCCGCAAGGCCCGCCGGCGGCACGGCGAUCUACUGCUGGAGUUCAACCGCCGCCAGAGGAAGAACAAAUGGCUGGAGACGCACAUUUGGCACGCCAAGCGCUUCCACAUGGAGAAGAAGUGGGGCUACUGCCUCGGGGUCAGACCCACGUACAAGUGCUACCGGGCGAGCUACAGGGCCAUGAGCAGCCACUGCCUGAUGCAGGACCUGUCUUACUACUGCUGCAUAGAGCUUCAGGGAGAGGAAGACACGCUAUUGGCUUCUCUGUCCCAGCUGACCAGCAAGGAGGCCGGUCCCACGUUUGCUGCAGCCCUGAGUCUGUCGGGGCAGAGACAGGGCAGCGUGGACGUGUACAGAGCGGGUCAGUACCCGCUGCAGCCCCUGGGCCCCGUCACCUUCCUCUGGAGACCCCGUGCACAGGGCUCGACCCACAGGCAGCUGUGGAUUUGGGUUCAUCCCACCAUCAAACAGGACCUUCUUCCCGAGUUACAAGCGGUCUGCCAGUGUGAUGAGGCGGUUCUUCCUCCAGCGGUGACACCUGCUGAGGUUGUUCCCGCCCUGGAACCAGAACCGGAGCCGGAAAAGACCCCCGAGUCUAAGCCGACAACUGGAACCAAGAGAAAGCGAACUUUUAAAGAUGCCAGGGAACCUUCUGCUAAGAUGAUCCUGGGAGAUGGAACCAGAUCUCCCACCACCCCAGUUACUUGGAAGUCCAGCUCAAACGGGAUAGUUAUAAGUGAUCUCACCAUGGAGAUUGUACGCUACCGUCUGAUUGGACCGCAGUCCCAUUCGGUUCUGGCGGCAACUCUGGAAGCGGCGACAGCCUGUGACGGAAAGGAUGCAUCCCAUCCCUCUUUCCUCUGGUGGCCGGAGCACUGCAAAAACGAGAGCCAGAUGAAUCUGCAUCGACAACAAGCCGAUGUCUUCCACCUGCUGAAAGGCAUCUAUUCGUCUGGAGAGCUCCCCUCGGGCGCAGUGCUGGGUCUAACUGUUGAUGACCCCAGGCUGACCUUACCAACAAAGAGGGUCAAAGCUUCACCCUGUGUGAAGCAGGCACAAGACGGGGAGGAGGAGAAGAGGAGGGAGCUGAUGCUGCGAGGACCACCGGCACACUGCGGUCAGAGCUCCCUGUGGGAAAGCUCCGUCCGGGACAACGUCACGGACAACAAGAUCUCCAACAAGCUGCUGAACCACAUGAGGAGCGAGCUGCUGGUGCCGGGCUCCAGGCUGAGCCGCACUCCCCCGCAGGGCCGAGUCCCCGUCCUGCUGGUCCACCAGCCGGGCAAGCAGGUGGGGCAUGACAUGACCUCCUGGGGUGCUGGAUGGGACCUGCUGCUGCCCAAAGGAUGGGGCAUGGCCUUCUGGGUCCCACUGGUGUACCGAGGCGUUCGCGUCGGAGGCCUGAGCAUGAGUCUGAAACACUCUCAGAACAAAGGAGCCGCCCACUUCCCCCACGAUUACCCCGACUGCCCGGCGGGCGCUCGCUUUCAGGAGGAGCAGGAGGCCCAGCUGCUGGGCAAAUUCAAAAGGUAUCCACCCGCCAAAAGGAACAAUUACAUCAAACACGGCUGUCUGGCCCCGUUCUAUUGCCCGUGGCAACAGCUGGCCGAGGAGUGGGAGCUCAUCGCGAGGGAAGAAGGCCGACUGACGGAGUCUGCCGACGCGGCGAUGGAGGUGGCAGCGGUGGUGGCGCCGCGUGAAGACGUCGCUGUAACGAAGCCUCCGGGCCGGGUCACCGUGCUGAGGAACAGGAAGUCGCUGCGGCUGCUCUCUGGUUGGUGCACGCCCACGUCCUCCAAAGGUCAAAGGGCGCCGCGCGGCCGCGCCGUGCCUCCUCUCGACGGGGCGGCCUCGGCGCGGUUUCUCUCGGCGCACGCCAUGAGUCUGGCGUGGGUGCGCCUGUCGCUGCUGACCAAGGGCAAGCCGGAGCUCCACGCCAUGGUGUGCGUGCCGACUGCGGCGGACCUGAUGCUGCUGGACACGGAGCCCGUGGGCAGCGGCCCCCAAGAGCCGCCGCACAAAGACCACUUCAAAGGUCCGUUUAGAUGCCGGAAGAAGGACGCCAAGGCGGCGGCGGCGGCUGCUGCCUCGUCUUCGCGUUCCGAUAAGACGGCGGGCAAAGAGUCGGACCCUCCCGCCGCACCCGCAGGACUCAAAUCCUCCCCGGACCUCGCCUCGGGGGUGUGGCCGGACCCGCUGCCCAGCAUCGCCUCCCACUGCUCCCGGGUGACCCUGGGCUGGGUCACCCAGGGCGACUUCUCGCUGUCCGCGGGCCGCGGCGAGGCGCUGGGGUUGGUCAGCGUGGCGGGUCUCCUCGACGCCCUCGCCGGCCAGCCGGCGCGGCGCAGAGGAACGUUGCUGCUGCGCAACCCCACGUCGCUGCACUACCGCUUCGCCAAAGUCAACCUGGAGGUGUGAUUUUGAAACGUGGCAGAACUUCCAGGAGAACCUGGAUGUUGACAUCACAAGUUGCAUAAGAGGCGCGUAUAUUUUUUUUACUCUCCAAGAGAUAUCCUCAUAGUUUCAGUUUGGAAAAGGUUCACUGAAAUACAAUCGGGUUCCCAAAACUAAUCACGCCAAAGCUAAUUUUACACUCAUGGAGGGAGUCAUCAUGUUUGUGGCGGUCUCGUCUUCUUUUUCUUUUCUUUUUUUCAAAUGAGUGAGUUUGGGAUCAGUUUCUGUAUCAAAUGCAAAUGUAUUAAAAAAUAGUUUGACUGGU
Pseudoliparis swirei is the source of this 3342-nucleotide messenger RNA. RefSeq names its product POP1 homolog, ribonuclease P/MRP subunit (gene pop1). Gene Ontology annotation, cellular component: ribonuclease MRP complex; nucleolar ribonuclease P complex. The record is from RefSeq and is a predicted model, not a curated record. Gene Ontology annotation, biological process: tRNA 5'-leader removal. NCBI's taxonomy places the organism in Eukaryota, Metazoa, Chordata, Actinopteri, Perciformes, Liparidae. The coding region runs from base 90 to 3041 and encodes 983 amino acids. The transcript is spliced from 16 exons.